AUGGGGCCUUGCUGUGCCCUGUGGGUGGUGCUCACCCUGCUGAAAGGCCUGAAGGGCCAGACCCCAAACACCCCGCCAGGCAUUACCUCCGUGUUACAGAGCUUCCAAGAAGACCAGUUCCAGGGGGAAUGGUUUGUUGUCGGCUUAGCGGGCAGCACCCACAGGAAGACGGACAGGUUCCUGUUGAACCCAUUCAUUGCAACGUUCGAGCAAAAUGAAAACAGUCGCCUUGAAGUGUCAUAUGCCAUGACCCGGGGCCACCGCUGCAUCACCUGGUCUUAUGUGCUGGUUCCGGCGGCACGGCCUGGGAGAUUCUGGGUGGACAGCAGAGAGGAGCCCGAGGAGGUCCAGGUGUACGACACGGACUACAGCGUGUUCGCGCUGAUGCUCUUCCGAAGACAGUCAGGUGGCCAGAGUAUUCUCAGGGUCAACCUGCUAUGCAGGAUGUGGAUGAUCCAGACCCAGGUGCUGGACAAAUUUGUCUGCCUGGUCAGAGCUCUGGGCCUGUCGGAUAACAACAUCGUCUUCCCAGACCUGACAGGGUCUACCUGUGGGGUCCUGGCAACCCCAGAGGGUUCAGCCUGA
This is a messenger RNA of Leptonychotes weddellii (Weddell seal), 585 nucleotides long. The record is from RefSeq and is a predicted model, not a curated record. NCBI's taxonomy places the organism in Eukaryota, Metazoa, Chordata, Mammalia, Carnivora, Phocidae.